Messenger RNA from Nymphaea colorata (pocket water lily), 1360 nucleotides. Its product is annotated as glycine-rich cell wall structural protein-like. The transcript has a single exon. The record is from RefSeq and is a predicted model, not a curated record. NCBI's taxonomy places the organism in Eukaryota, Viridiplantae, Streptophyta, Magnoliopsida, Nymphaeales, Nymphaeaceae. Bases 57 to 1139 code for a protein of 360 amino acids.
CACACCUUCUAGAGCACUGCAAUCCCGUUUCUCCUUAGUAAAGGAAGCAAACAACCAUGAGAGCUAAAAAUAUGUCAGGCUCUCCUGGAGGAAGGCUCCUCUUUCUCGUCCUUCUUAACCUUCUUCUUCUCCAUGCUAGUGCUGGUGCUCGCAAGCUGCUGAAUGAAAAGGCCAACCAUGAAGAGGCCAACCAUGAAGAGACCAACCAUGAUCAGGCUGCUCCCAACCUAGAUGACCAAAAAUGGUUUGAUAAGUCUUGGGGAGGUGGUAUGGGGGGUGGAUAUGGUGGCGGCGGCAUGGGCGGCGGGUUUGGUAAAGGUAUUGGUCUUGGUGGAUUGGGUGGUGGGUCUGGUCUAGGCGGUGGCUUGGGUGGUGGUUCUGGUCUUGGUGGCUUGGGUGGUGGUAUUGGCAAAGGCCUAGGCGGUGGCUUUGGUGGUGGUUCUGGUCUUGGUGGCUUGGGUGGUGGUUUUGGCAAAGGCCUCGGCGGUGGCUUUGGUGGUGGUUCUGGUCUUGGUGGCUUGGGUGGUGGUUUUGGCAAAGGCCUCGGCGGUGGCUUUGGUGGUGGUUCUGGUCUUGGUGGCUUGGGUGGUGGUUUUGGCAAAGGCCUCGGCGGUGGCUUUGGUGGUGGUUCUGGUCUUGGUGGCUUGGGUGGUGGUUUUGGCAAAGGCCUCGGCGGUGGCUUUGGUGGCGGUUCUGGACUUGGUGGCGGUUCUGGUCUUGGUGGCUUGGGUGGUGGUUUUGGCAAAGGCCUCGGCGGUGGCUUGGGUGGUGGCUCUGGUCUUGGUGGCUUGGGUGGUGGUUUUGGCAAAGGCCUCGACGGUGGCUUCGGUGGUGGCUCUGGUCUCGGUGGUGGCUACGGGAAAGGUUAUGGCAAGGGUUUUGGCUGGGGCGGUGGGUACGGCAAAGGCUUUGACAAAACUACAUUUGGCCUUGGCCAUGGCUGGGGCGGUGGCUACGGCAAAGGCUUUGACAAGAGUGCAUUUGGCCUUGGCCAUGGCUGGGGCGGUGGCUACGGCAAAGGCUUUGACAAGGGACUUGGUUUUGGUGGCGUUGGAGGUGGCGGAGGUGGUGGCAUGGGCGGUGGUGGUGGUGGCGGUGCAGGAGGAGGGUACGGAAGCUACGGAGGUGGGCACCAUUGAAGAAUAAACUGGGAUUUGCCUGAUCAGAUCUGUGGCCAAUAAUGUGUCCUGCGCUUUCUAGUUUUGUAUUUAUGUUCUCUAAGCUUAUAUUUGAAGACUUUAAUUAAAGUUGUGGGUUUCAUUUGUCUUUCAUUAUUAACUGGUGUCCUUAUCUCGUUAUUAUAUCUCGACCAUUUCAUUGUGAUGCCUCUGUAUUGCUUAGAUAUAUUGUCCAUUUUUUA